Bubalus bubalis (water buffalo) is the source of this 1209-nucleotide messenger RNA. It is a transcript of the gene MPLKIP, whose product is annotated as M-phase specific PLK1 interacting protein. Gene Ontology annotation, cellular component: midbody; centrosome; nucleus. The coding region runs from base 155 to 694 and encodes 179 amino acids. The transcript has 2 exons. The record is from RefSeq and is a predicted model, not a curated record. NCBI's taxonomy places the organism in Eukaryota, Metazoa, Chordata, Mammalia, Artiodactyla, Bovidae.
GCGGAACCUUUGUGAGGCCGGAACCAAUGUGCUAUAUAAUGCUGGAGGACGGAGGAGUGUUUUGGUGAAGGACCGCCAAGUAUAAGUGAAGGCUUGCUCGCGACAGUUCCGGCAGGAGAUCGCGCCAGUGGGAUCCUUGUCGUCGUCCGCUGAGAUGCAGCGACAGAAUUUUCGACCCCCGACUCCUCCUUACCCCGGCCCGGGUGUAGGAGGUUGGGGGAACGGGAGCAGCUUCCGGGGUACCCCGAGCGGAGGCGGACCGCGGCCGCCAUCCCCGCGGGACGGGUACGGGAGUCCACACCACACGCCGCCGUACGGGCCCCGAUCUAGGCCCUACGGGAGCGGCCUCUCUCCGCGACACGGCGGCAGCUUCCCUGGGGGCCGGUUCGGGUCUCCGUCCCCUGGCGGCUACCCUGGCAACUACUCCAAGUCCCCCGCGGGGUCCCAGCAGCAAUUCGGCUACUCCCCAGGGCAGCAGCAGACCCACCCCCAGGGUUCUCCAAGGACAUCUACACCAUUUGGAUCAGGGCGUGGUAGAGAAAAGAGAAUGUCUAAUGAGUUGGAGAGUUAUUUCAAGCCUUCAAUGCUUGAAGACCCUUGGGCUGGCCUAGAACCAGUAUCUGUAGUGGAUAUAAGCCAACAAUACAGCAAUACCCAAACAUUCACAGGCAAAAAAGGAAGAUACUUUUGUUAACAUUUCUGAAAUUCAACUGGACGCUUCAUGUGUCAGGAACAUCUUGGACAAAACUUUUACUUGUAAUUAAAUUGAAACCUAACAUGGUGACUUUGGGUAAUUAGUUGUGUGUUUCAUCAUAUCAAGUAUUUUUGGUAUUACAGAAGACAUCUGGUAGGAUAAUUUGCAAUAUUUGGCUCUCUGGAAGUGCCUACCACAAUUUAGAAGAUUAACAUUUUCCAAAUGCUUAACAUUCUUGGUUAUAUAAUGCACAUUUGCCUUUUAAUGUUUUUUCCAAUGUUUUAAAAUAAAGCAGUUUGUCUUUCUAGCUAUAUUGUGCUUUUGUCAUAUGCUAAAAAAGAAUUAUUAAAAUAAUGCUUUGUAAUCACAUAGUUAGAAUUCAUAAGAAUAUAUUUUGGAUACUGCUUUUGAAAAUAGAUAGACCAUACUUUGUUCUGUAGACAGGUCUAUAUAUUUGUUCAUAGGGAAAAGGGGGUAAAGGAAGAGAAUAAAAAAAAUUUCUAUUCAUAUUAUAA